CUCCAACAUGGCGCCGGACCGCCUCGGUGCUGCUGCCUCCCCGACAGACGACGCAGCUCGGGACGGAGCGAGGAGACGAGGACGAGGGUAGAAACUGUCCCUCCGCGUCAAAAAAUCCCCCUCUUUUCUUUUCCCCUCUUUUGUCACCCAACACGACCUUCGCGCUCCGCCGCGCGUCCUGCGGACACUUUUACGCGCAGCCUCUUGGAGACGUCCACGCGUCCGCGCGCCACGGGAGGAGCCCACCUGUCCGACGGAGGUAGACCUCGCUCCGGGUUCCUCGAGGAUGUGAAUGUGCCUGAUCCCCACGGAGCAGACGGGGUCUCUCGGGGGUCUCUCGGGAGUCUCUCGGGGGUCUCGGGGUCCGCGCUGGAGCCGCUGAAGACAUGUGCAGCCCCGUGAGGAGCAGAGACUCGGCGGCCGCGGAGGACUGAAGCUUUUUUCCCCCAGGUCGGACAAAACAAGUUUUUUUCCCCCCUCUCGACAGGAUGGAUGGAGAGAACUCUGCGCUGGCGGGACUGGACCGGGAGCGAGAGAAGCUCCCUCCGAUCUACACCGGCUCCGCUCCAGCUGGUCUGGGCCGAGGAGCCAAGCAGCCGUUCCCGUCUCUCAACACCUUCAUCUCCACACUGAGCCAGAGGAGGGACGCCGUGGGGCGGGGCCUGGUCGGCGGCGUGACGGGCACCCUGAGCGGCACGCUGGGGUUCAGACACGGGAGGGAGCUGCCUCCGAUCUGUAGCGACGUCCGGCAGAAGCAUCGUUUCUCCAUCGACACUCUGCCCCCGGAGGUCAAAGCUCCGUUCCCCUGCGACCCCGUCAUCCCCCUGCGCACCAAGACCACCAAGGAGUUUCAGGAGGACAUGGAGCGCGCCGUCCAAUCAGGCGACUGGAGGGAGGUCCGGGAGUUUUACCUGACCACCUUCAACUCCUUCAUAGAAAUCAACGCUGCCUUCAAGCGAGAGGCCAAUGGAUCGUUCAACACCAUCGACGACUCGGGAGUCAACGGCAAGUUCGUCAGCGCCGUUUACGACGCGCUGCUGGGCACACCUCAGGACAUCCAGAAGUCCGUGUUGAAGGGGAUCAUCAACAGCCUGCUGAGGGAGUGGAAAGGGCCUCGGACCAAAGACGACCUGCGAGCUUAUUUCAUCCUGGUGCAGAACCCCCAGUAUUCCACCACCAGCACCUACGUCAUCUACGCUCACCUGCUGAGGCAGAUCGCAGCUCUGUCUGAGGCCGACCAUCACUUCCUGGUUCACUGGCUCAAAAAGAUGUCGGCGCGGCGGUUCAGGCAGCUAGUCGAGCGCCUCCUGCAGUUCAUCUCCACUCGCCUGUUUCCUGCAGAACCAGACGAACUUCCUCCGCUGGCCAAAUGCUCCUGGUGGAUCCCCUCGGCAACCAAAGUGCUCAGCCUGUUCAACGCAGCCAACAGCGUCUCCUCUCCUCCCAUCAUGCCUUUCACCGACUUCUACAACAUCACCCUGGAGCACAUCGACUUCAUGGAGGAGUACAGGACCUGGCAGAACUACGGCAACUCCAACAGAUUUUCCUUCUGUCAGUUUCCCUUCAUCCUGUCGACGGCGGUGAAGAAGGCCAUCAUCCAGAAGGACUCCGAGCAGCAGAUGAUCAGUCAGGCCAGGCAAAGCCUGGUCAGUAAAGUGUCCCGCAGGCAGCGGGUGGACAUGAACCUCCUGUUCCUCAACAUUAAAGUGCGACGAGCUCAGCUCCUCAGCGACUCACUGGAUGAGUUGACGAGGAAGCGGUGCGACCUGAAGAAGAAGCUGCGCGUGACGUUUGUCGGGGAGGCGGGGCUUGACAUGGGCGGCCUGACGAAGGAGUGGUUCCUGCUGCUCGUGCGACAGAUCUUCCACACGGACUACGGCAUGUUCAGCUACAUGAAGGACUCACGCUGUCAUUGGUUCAGCAGUUGGAAGUGUGACAACUACUCUGAGUUCCAGUUGGUCGGGACUCUGAUGGGCCUAGCAGUUUACAACAGCAUCGCUCUGGACAUCCACUUCCCUCUCUACUGUUACAGGAAGCUCCUCACUCCUCCCACUGUGCCAUGUGACCAAAACGCCCUCGUCGGCAUGGCAACCGCCACCCUGGACGACCUGCAGCAGAUCAUGCCAGAGCUGGCUCACGGUUUGGCAGAGCUGCUGAGCUACGAGGGAAACGUGGAGGACGACUUCUACCUCACCUUCCAGGUGUUCCAGGAGGAGAUGGGCGUCGUGAAAUCCUACAACCUGAAGCCUGGAGGAGACAAAAUUCCCGUCACCAAGCAGAACAGGAAGGAGUACGUUCAGCUCUACGUCGACUUCCUGCUGAAUAAAUCCAUUUAUAAACAGUUUGCUGCCUUUUACCACGGCUUCCACAGUGUGUGUGCCUCGGACGCUCUCAUGCUGCUGCGGCCGGAGGAGGUGGAGAUGUUGGUGUGCGGCAGCCCGGAGCUCGACAUGAGCGCGCUGCAGAGAGCUGCUCAGUACGAAGGAUUCAGCAAGACGGACGCCACCGUACGGUGCUUCUGGGACGUGGUGCUGUCGUUCCCUCUGGAGCUGCAGAAGAAGCUGCUGCACUUCGCCACGGGAAGCGACCGCGUGCCCGUCGGAGGGAUGGCCGACCUCAACUUCAAGAUCUCCAAGAUCGACGUUUCCACCGACUGGUUGCCGAUCUCUCACACCUGUUUCAACCAGAUCUGUCUGCCGCCGUAUCGAACCAGGAAGGAGCUCAAACACAAACUCACCAUCGCCAUCUCCAACGCCGAGGGCUUCGGCCUGGAGUGACACACCCACACACACACACACACACACACACACACACACACACACACACACCCACACACACACACACACACACACACACACACACACACCCACAUACCCACACACACACCCACACACA
This is a messenger RNA of Scophthalmus maximus (turbot), 2895 nucleotides long. It is a transcript of the gene hectd2, whose product is annotated as HECT domain containing 2. The coding region runs from base 489 to 2777 and encodes 762 amino acids. The transcript is spliced from 22 exons. NCBI's taxonomy places the organism in Eukaryota, Metazoa, Chordata, Actinopteri, Pleuronectiformes, Scophthalmidae. Gene Ontology annotation, molecular function: ubiquitin protein ligase activity. The record is from RefSeq and is a predicted model, not a curated record. Gene Ontology annotation, biological process: protein polyubiquitination.